CGUAUGUCCCAUCCAGAUAGUUAACCCGACCGUGUUCCUGCUCGUGGCGUACUACAUGACGGACCAGCCCAACGUCGAGGACAGGCGCUGCAUGGUGUGGCUUAUGUGCCUCCUGACAGUGCUCAUGGCCCACGCCUACGGACUGGUGUUUGGAGCUGCUCUUGGGAUGCAGCUUGGUGUCUUCCUUGUACCUGCAUCCACGAUACCUCUUGUUCUAUUUUCGGGAUUUUUCCUCUACAUUCCGGAUAUUCCUCUCGUCCUAAGAUGGCUCUCUUAUGUGUCAAACUUCAGAUAUGGAUUUGAAGGCAUUGUAACAGCAAUCUAUGGAAUGAACCGCCAGCCUCUGAAAUGUAAUCAAGCUUUCUGUCACUGGAAGAGACCAUCCCAAUUCCUUGAAGAUAUUGGAAUGUUGAAUGCUGACUAUUGGACUGAUGUUACAGGACUUGUAACUUGGAUUCUGGUCCUACAUUUUUCACUUCUUGUGUCACUCAAAGUAAAGGUUAUCCUAAAUAGACAGUGACAUUCACCUGUUGACAAAUCAUUAAGUAAUGACUGAUUUUAUCAAAACAAAUUGAUGGCUCAGUAACUUCAUUAGCAUUCAUGCACUUGGAUUAUUUCAUGUACAGAUGUAAAUACAAUAGAUAGAUAAUAAAAAAUUGAAGUAAAA
Molecule: messenger RNA, 667 nt
Organism: Frankliniella occidentalis (western flower thrips)
Lineage: Eukaryota; Metazoa; Arthropoda; Insecta; Thysanoptera; Thripidae
Product: ATP-binding cassette sub-family G member 1-like
Exons: 2
Coding region: 56-520 (154 amino acids)
Cellular component (GO): membrane
Molecular function (GO): ABC-type transporter activity
Source: RefSeq, a predicted model, not a curated record